Messenger RNA from Gallus gallus (chicken), 16182 nucleotides. RefSeq names its product phosphatidylinositol transfer protein membrane associated 2 (gene PITPNM2). The transcript is spliced from 27 exons. The record is from RefSeq and is a predicted model, not a curated record. Gene Ontology annotation, cellular component: cytoplasm. Gene Ontology annotation, biological process: phospholipid transport. Gene Ontology annotation, molecular function: phosphatidylinositol binding; metal ion binding; phosphatidylcholine binding. NCBI's taxonomy places the organism in Eukaryota, Metazoa, Chordata, Aves, Galliformes, Phasianidae. Bases 8114 to 12331 code for a protein of 1405 amino acids.
GCAGUGUGCUCCGUUUGCGGUGUCUGUGAGAGGGAAGUGAAGGAGAUGAGCAGGGCCCGAAGCGGAGCUCGCUGUGCUUCUGACAGAGCGGACUUCUGGUAGGCUGGUAGAUUGCAUUCAUCAUAUUUAAGUUUCUGUCACCAACUUUUAAUUAAAAGCAUGGUUGAUACCGCUUUAAUGAAUGUACGGAUGUUAGCUAUCUUCAUGCAUAAAAAUGCGUUUUAAUUCCCUUACUAUUCCCUUUAUGGCCCUUAGAUGCUUUUGUUACCAUUUAAACAGCAGACAGUAGCAGCUGUUUAUCUUCUUAAUAUAACUUUUUCUUGCAUCUGUGUUCAGGAAACAGUAGUGGUUUGAGUAAACAAUUCUCUGGUAUCCUUUAGCAAUAUUUUGUAAGUAACUUGGCAGGAGGGUCAUAAAUGAUGUCUGAAUGGUGAACUCCGAGGCCACGCUGACAGCAGCCGGACGUAACUGCUCAAACCAUGGGCUGUUACACGAGGAGAGCACGGAGUCCUCAGUGCGGGACUGCUGGUCCCAAGGAGCUGCUCCCAGAACGACAGCUUUGUGCUGAAAUAGCCCUUCUGCUGUCAGAGCUGCAUUUCAGUGCUGCUUGUUGUGCAUCUAACAGCCCGGGCGUUUAUUGUGAUUUACCAGCUGGCACGUGGGAGCUCCAUCCAACUUCUCAUCUUAGUUGACAGCAACCAGUUUGCAGAGAUCUUGUCCUGAUGAUGAUGGUGAUUGUUUAAAGAAGUACUCAAAACUUACAGCUGACAGCAGUGCUGAGGGGCUUUGAAUUUGGGUGUGUAGCCUCUAUUCAGAGUCCGGUUGGCCAAACAGAGCAUCACGUCCUGCAGGCAAGAUAAGGUAAAGAAGGUGCCUCCAAUUAGUCCAAACCAGCCCUAAUUUCCCCCCACAGCUGAACAGAAGUCUUGUCAUUUUCUUGGAAGGAAAAAGCAAUGUAAGAAAAACGUGGCUUUCUUAAUAGCCCCUUUCUCUAAAUGGUGAAGAUAUUUUCCAGUUUAACUGUGACGUUGGCUGAUGUAGAUACACAGCUAAUAUUUCUGUUCAUCCCCAAAUUAGUGAGAUGUGCCUGAAUUUAAUCUUGAGCCUGACAGCAUCCUAUAAACAGAAAUACCCAAAGUGCGCCGCGUGAGUGCAAAUGGAGUAAUUAAUGGGUGGGAGGAAGGGGAUAAAUAAAAUGCUUUAUUUUUAGCUUUGUUUCCUGGAUGUUGGAGGAAAUCCAAGUGCCACAGCGUUGUGCUGGGCCUGCAGAGUGUGCACUCAGCCCCGGCCCGAAAGGGAUGCGUGUGGGGUUGUGCUGUGUCAAUGUGGGGCUGCUCCUGGUAGGGGCAGGGCAGUGAGCUGGGAUGGGUUUGGCUCGCUGGCACUUGCAUAAGGACAGCUGAGCACGGGAUGCUAAUUGAAGCUAAUAUGAGCUGUCUUAACCCAUCGAGCAGUGACCUGAAAAGGCGUUUCUCGUCUGCAGUAACUAAUUCAGAAGGUGGGAACGUGCAAUCACGUCAGCACGUUGAGUGCCCUGGCAUUAUCAGUGUUUCGGGGUGAGGCCUUGUUAUCUGCUGCUCCAGCAAAGUUUGAUGUUUGCCCGACUGUUAACCUGGCGGGGCUGUAAUUCCAUUAUGUGCUUUAAGAGGCCGCAGAAGCACCCGGGGCGCUGAGAGCACGGCCGGGUGAGCUCUGUGCAGGGUUGGCCACGGGCAUCUGCUGCAGGGCUUGGAGCUUCCAUGGAGCCCCCUGGGCCGGGGCUUGGAGGGCAGCAGCAGAACGGUGCUGAUGUGCUGAUGUGCAGACGUGUGUUCUGUGCGCCUCAGUCUGUGCAGCGGGUACAACUUGUGACUGCCGUUUCCUUUAAGAUCACAGUGUAACUCAGCUAACCUCCUUCUAAAGGUAGAAGCGCCGCAGAAUCUUUUUCUCUGUGUGGGAGGUUUACCCACUUUAAUGCUAUAUAUACUUCUUUUUUAAAGAAGGAAAUAGGCGUUUUAUAUUUAUCGUAUCAGUUGAAAUCGAAAUCUAAAUAUUUACAUCUUUCCCUCUGGAUCCGAGGUGGGGAAGCAACGGUGGGCGUUCCCAAGCUGUUCACUCACCCACUCCCCUGUGUGGGUCGAUUUGGUUGCAUGGCGGAGGGCUGGAGCUCCUGCUUCUCCUUCAUGCCUUCUGCUCCACAGCCGGAGCGCUGCCCCGGUGGGACCUUCCCACCUCGACACGGUGAGAGCCAAACACGUGUCAUCUCCAACAGGACGCGGUUAGCAGUGAGCUGGGAGACUGGAGGGGGAGUUCAGGACAUGGCAAACAUCUUUCAGUGCCUAUCCUCAGAAAUGCGUUUAGCACGGACGCCGUGUGUCCUCUAUCUGUUUUAGGACUACAGAACCAUUUUUAAUGCUGUCUUUUGCUUACGUUGAAUUCCUAUAAAUAGGCUUUUCAAUAAGGCACAUUCAUCUCACGCACUAUUGCUGUCAGAGGGAAGUGCCUAUUUGGACAAGCCUACUCGAAGCGCUAACCUUCGUAGUGCAGCUCCUGUGCUGCUCCAGCUUCCCAUUCCAGUCUGUCGCCUUGUUGAGAAGAGUGGUGGUUGCCUUGCUAGGGGUGUGCACCUUGGGAUCCCCACGUGGUGCUCUGCUCAGAACUAUCAGUGUUGGAAAUGAUGGGGGAAGACUCUGGAUGGUAAAACCUCUCAGUUACAGCAUCCUACAAACUGUUUUCUUGCGGCAGUAAGGCUUUAUGCAACACUGGAAGCAGAACUGCUUCGUGUUUCAUAGGAGCAAUUCCUUCUGUGCCUUCAGUGGAGCUCGUUAGGGCCAGUGCCAGAUCUGCUGCAUCACAUCUGCACAGCAUCUGGGCUGCAUGGGCAGAGGGGACGUAUGAGCAGAGCCUUCUGUCCUGCUGCUUCGUGCCACUGCCCCCAGGAGAAGGAAAGGGGCAGGACACGGAGCUGCACCCCAGGGGCAGGUGAGUCAGGGCGCCUUGCUCUGCCCUCUGCCACGUUGUCCUUAUUUUCCUUUGCUGACAGAAUCUGUGUUUUACUCCUUUUUAGCGACGUAGAACGGAAAAGAGAUAAAAGUGUCUUAUCUUUAAUAAUGUGACCAAAAUCAUCAGCUAAGCUGUUUGGAGGGACUAUUUCUAGUCCAGGUUUAAAGGCAAGAGUGUCGUUUGUCUUUACGUCCCCCAUUCUUCCUAAAUGAAGUGAAUGAACCAGCAGCUCAGAGAGUCACCUUCUGAUAACGAGGCUCGCGGCCGUCAAAAAAAGCCUUGAAAUCAGCUCAGCUACCAUUUGUGAAGCAGCUUGUUGGGAUUCCUGGCAGGUACGCAGCGGAGGCCUCCUGCGGCGGAGUCGUAGGUGCUGGUGCUGGUUGUUCCUGGAGGUUUUAUUUAACCUGCUGUUCAACUUUCAAGGAGGUGCAGAUGAGGCAGCCUUGCAUCCUCGCAGCCCAUUAGGCAGCAGCUGGCCCGAGCUGCCUGCCUGCCUUGCCUCCCUCGAGCCGUUACUGAAGGCAGAAUAAACACAGCCACGCAGCACGGAGCCCAGGGGCUCGGCGUUGCAGCUAUCAGAAGGUAUUCCAUCUGGAGGUGGAAAAAACAGCCCUUACGGGUUUCUUUAUCUCGAGGCUGGCAAAGAGCAAGGAGUGAGUGACAUAUUUCCAUUUGACUCAUCUGUUGUCAAAGCAGUGACACCCUCGAGUCACACUGAAUGCGAGACCUUGUAGCUGGAUUGGCACAUGGCUCUGAUGACCGUGGAGCAGGUGUUUGCUGGUUGUUUUGCUUUCGUCCUUGGUAAGAGAAUCCCCCCCUCCCUCCUUGAGAUGAGAUCGAAUUGAUUAAUGCCAUUGCUGAUAUUACGGCUUAGAAAUGACAGGAGAACCUGGUUCAGGUGUGAUGCUGGAUGUGAGCUCCAAAGAUGUUCAGAUAACAAUUUAGAACCCUGGAAAAAAAAAAUGAGUGCCCAGUAGGCAGAUGGUUGGAAAAGAGCUCCCCACGAUCAAUGAGGCAAUAUGUAAAUAUUUUCAAUCAUUACCACAGUACUGCUGUGUUGACAUUGAAAUUCAAAGUGCUAUUCCAUGGGGCUCCUCAUUGAUCAGCAGAUGAGCUCUCAUAAAACGGAGGAUAAAAGCACGAUGCUGAGAACUAUUAUGGAUUGUGAGCUUCAUUGACAAGGACAGCCUUCCAUCAAGGUCUGCAGAAUGGAUUUUGAACCCUCUUUGAGCAUGUUUCUUACACACAGUGUUUCUUUGCUGGCUGUCAAGUAUGGAUUAAGUGGUAUAUUAUUUCUUGAGUUGUUUUAUUUAAGGUGGAAUGCUGCAUAGCUCACUGACUUUGCUUUGUUAAUUACCCUGUUGAUAUGGGAAGUAAUAGAAAUGAGAUUGGUUGAGUUAAAAUAGAUUUUGGGGGGGGGGGGAAGCCCUCCUGAAAGCAGGCUGUAGAGAUGUGAAUCUGGCUGAUUUGCUUAGAAAUCUUUCCGUGGGUGACAGCAUUCUCAUGCGUGAAACAAGCAGUGCCUUUAACAUUAGCAGGUGCUGAACCCACCAGGAGGCCUUUUCUCCUCUUCCUCUUCUGUUUCCACUCAUGGAAGUGUUCUUGCAGUGAGGCCCACACCUGGUGCUCCGGAGGUCCAGAUACUGCAGCAUCAGGCAGGGGCAGAUUUAUCCAGGUGCCUUCCUGAGCUGCUCAGAUUUUCUCGUUAACUGCUCUGUUUAUCUUGUGUUCGUUAAUUCCCUCUGCUGCCUGGCACAUCCUGGAGCCUUUUCAUUUGAUUGCAGAGUUAUUCAGGGUUCUGAUAUGAUUUCUGUGUGGUUUGUUGCUUUUUAGUUGCUCGUUUAUAUCCCCUUAUUGUUUUAGGGUGAGUAACUGUUGUGGGAAUGGAAAACACCUUCCCUGAGGAUGGAGGACUGGUAUGACUACCCGUGGUCUGAAGCUGAUGCCUACAAACCAGGGCCAUGGCUGUGUGACCACAGCUGAUGUGAGUUAGGGCUGAGCACUCAGUGCAGGUAGUAGGAAGCAGUGGGCUGUGCUGAAACACCUGGGGUGCUUGCUAGGAGCAGUUUUGACCCUGGGUGUUUCCUAGGACAGGACCUGCUGUGUGUGUGGAUGUGUCUGGGCUAUGUGGGGCUCUGCUCCUGGGCACAGGGCCAGCGUGUGCUGCUCUGUGUGUGUCACCAUGGCGUGCUCAGGCUGCAGCCAGGUGGGAGCUCUGCCCGUCCUGCCAGUGGGAAGUGCCUUAGAGGUGGCUGUAACUGGUCCUCCUGAGAGGGAGGGCUGAUAGCUGAAGUGCAGUGUGCUGGUUAAGCAGACAAGCCUUCAGAAGCCAGCAGAAAGCAUCUUGUAAUUAAUAGUCCUCCUUGGAAAGGUAAAUGCCAGUUCUAUUAGUGUAGUGCAGCGUUUUCAAUAUUCGUACUAAACAGGAGCAGCUUGCUGCUUGCUGGGCGGCACCUCGUCCUUCCCCAAAAUGUGUUUGCUGUGGUGCUGUUUGCUCACAGCUGCAAUCUGCUUUGGUUUCCCUCGCAACGUGCAUCGCGCUGUUGCAGUGCUGGUGUGGUCACUGCGUGGGUCCGGUCCUGGGCUGCCCCAGCUCCCCACGCCUUCCUUGGAGAGAUGCUUGCCCCUGGUCCUUGGGAGGGUGGGAGGAAGGUUGUAAUGAUCAGCAUUUGCUAAUGACCCCUUAUAAAAGUGGUCCUCUGGGAGCUCUUGCAUUAACUCAGAACUUAGACAUGUUUUUGUUGGGUUGAUUUGUCCUGGUGGUUUGCUUUGGACAGGCGUGCCCUCAGGUUUCAGCAGUGCGAUAACAAAACAAUCAUCACAAAAUAUCUGAAACACAGGCAGGGUUAAUUGUUAUUAAUUGGAAACGGAUUAAUUUUUAUUUUGAUAUUUAUGGUUGGAACGUAAUACUGAAGUUUAAAUUUAGGGUUGAUAAGCUGUUCUGGCACCUCUAAAUAAAAGCAGCAGUGGCAUCAGUGAGACCUCUACAAACUGCAGUGAUGUGCUGAGCUGGGCGGACAGCAAAGGUGAAUCAUGUGAUUGUUCCAGCAAACAGGUUGUAUAAACGUGUCAGUGUCCCAGGCUGCAUUCAUUAUCUGCUGCUUACUGCAGAGAAAAUGCUGGUCUUUACAUUUUUCCAAAGGGACUACUUUCGGUUUCUGUUGCUCAUAAAAGCUUUUGCUUUUAAUCGCUUUUGAUUCCAGUAUGACUAGCAAGCAGAUAGAGACCUGUCCUUCCGUUUGGAGUAAUCAUUUCAGACGUGCUGUCACUGAGAAUAAGAAAGUUUGUCAUCUUUCCCCAGCCUACAAAAAAAAAAAGAGAACCCAACCCUGAAACAAGAAAACUGAAUCAGGUAGAGAGAUGGCUUUCCUCAAGGAGGCUCUUGCGUACCUUGUGUGUUGAUAUCGGUGCCUGACAUGGAACCUUUGAGGUCGCCCCAUGAUGGGUCAGCUGAACGUUGACACUUUCUCUGAGCCCUGGAGCCCCUGCCCUGCUCGGUGAGAAGCCGGGCAGGUGGAGCUCCAUGCUGGCUCCAUUUGAAAGACUUUAUUUGAGUGUGGUGCAUAUUCCUUUGCCUAGCAUAGCCAGCAUCUACAUCUGCCCUGUGAAAAGAAGUGUGGAAUGGACAUUACACCCAGGAUUCAUCCGUUCUGGCGCAAAUUAUUGCAUAACAGUAAGAAUAGCAAAGCCUGCUCACAUGUGUGUCAGUCUGUCGGGCUGGGCCCAUCAUAGCCCAGGUACAUUCAGCUUCUGGCUGCAUCGUGGUUGGUUCUGAAAUGGGCUCAGCCACCUGAUGUCCGGCUGCAGUGACAGUCUUUCACCCAGGCCAGCAAAGCAGGAGUGGCAUUUGUGCCCCGUGCGACUGGCUCAGCUGUGAAUCAGCAAAUGACGUUAAUAAGCGUUUGUGGACUAAAUAUAUUUUUAAGCUGCCUGGCUGCAUGUUCUUGGCAAGAUCUCGGAGAUUAAUGGUCCCAGAACGCUAGCAAGGCUUGCAGUUCCUCCAGGACGCAUCAACCUGUGUGAGAAGGGACAAGGGUAGCAACCACGCUUCUUUUCUUCUAGUCCUUCACAUUGGUGCUGAGGUCUAAAUCUGCUCUCUGAAGCGGGGUAUCCCAGCUAAAGGUAGCCGUGGGUUUUCCAGUCUUUUUGCUUUGGAGCAGGAAGCAGCGCACGUGGAGUUUUAUUGCUGUUUUCCUGUGGCCCUUUGGCUGCGGGUGCUGCUUGGUGGCUGGGGUGCUCCCACACACCGUCUGCCCCCGAAAUAAAGGCUGAGGAAUUAAACAGCCUGAAGGAACCUGGGGAUCCUCGGGAGGAGUUCAGGGAGGGGAGCACUCAUGUGACUUGAAAUGCUCUCCAGGCACUGCAGAAGCAUCCUUCAGAAUAGCUUCUGGUGCUUGGUGGGGGUCUGCACCCUUCUGCAGGCGGUGAGGGGCUUACGGGAUGCUGAGGGCGGCUCCGCUCCCACAGCAUGCGGUCCUGCACGUCCCUGGGGGCUCUUUGGAAGGAGGCUGCCGUGCAAUUGGGGUUUUUUUGCUAUUUUAUUUUAACUUUUAAAAUUUAUUUUGGUGUGGAAUGAGGUCUGCCGUGGUUUCUCCUUCAUGGAAAUCCUUCAGCACACCAUUUAAAAGGAAAAUGCUUUAGGGGGAAGCUGUUCUACUGCACAGCGAGAGCACAUGAGAGUGGUCAGUGCACUGCAUGUGUGUGUUUUUCUUCCCUCUGUUUUUUCCCUUUUUCUUUUUUUUUUUUCCAUUUCCAUGAGUUGGAGAUGACGAUGACUCAUGGCUUGGAAUGCGCUUUAAAUCCCCGAGGUGCUCAUUGCCGCCUACCAUCACGUAUUGAAUUUCUGACAUACCGGAGGGAUGUCUGCAGAGAAACUCUGAUGUGCAAUUACAAAACGUUGUAGCUGUGCGUUGUUUGCAUAGGAGCCAUUAGCAUGGUUGUUGACACAUGUGGACCAACAGUGACAUCCUUCUUCAGCAAUGCUGUCUUUACUCCCUCCUGCAUUCAGAAGCAUCUAGAGAGAUUUCUUGCCAAAGGGAUCCUCAAUGCAUUUCUUUGCCAUUAUUUAAGGAGCCAUUACUAAAAGCUUCUGGACUGUGUUUCUAAGCGGACAAAAGAUUUUGUAUUCAAAAUGCUUAUAAAGGAGUAUCGUAUUCCUCUUCCGAUGAGCGUGGAAGAAUAUCGAAUUGCACAGCUCUACAUGAUACAGAAAAAGAGCAGAGAGGAGACAUGUGGGGAAGGCAGUGGAGUAGAGAUCCUGGAGAACAGGCCAUACAUGGACGGGCCAGGAGGAAAUGGGCAGUAUACUCACAAGGUAUAUCACAUUGGUAUGCACAUACCCAGCUGGUUUCGGUCAAUAUUGCCCAAGGCAGCUCUGCGAGUCGAAGAGGAAUCAUGGAAUGCAUAUCCUUACACCAGGACAAGGUAUACGUGCCCUUUUGUGGAGAAGUUCUCUAUUGAUAUUGAGACGUACUACAAAACCGAUCCAGGAGAGCACGUCAAUGUUUUCAACCUUUCUCCUGCAGAAAAAAGACAAACCAUUCUAGAUCCUAUUGAUAUUGUUAAAGAUCCUAUCCCUCCACAUGAAUACAAAGCUGAGGAGGAUCCAAAGCUGUAUAAAUCAGUGAAGACUAAACGAGGCCCUCUAUCAGAAGACUGGAUUCAAGAGUACAAGAACAACCCUGGGAAAUACCCCAUCAUGUGUGCAUAUAAACUUUGCAAAGUCGAGUUCAGAUACUGGGGGAUGCAGUCAAAAAUCGAGCGGUUUAUCCAUGAUGUUGGCUUGCGGAAGGUCAUGGUCCGUGCUCAUCGGCAGGCUUGGUGCUGGCAGGACGAGUGGUACGGGCUCACCAUCGAGGAUAUCCGGCAGCUGGAGAAGGAGGCACAGCUGAUGCUGGCUCAGAAGAUGGCCCAGUUCUGUGGUGAAAAUGAUCCUGAGCAGCAUGGAGUCAAAGAUGCUCCUGGUGAGAAGGACGUUGAAGCCGACACAGUUUCACCUGUGGACCCAGAAGACGCCUCUGGUAACAGUGAAACAGCCUCUGGGAGAUCGCUCACCAAGCAAUGGUCCACCUCUUCCAAGUCCUCCCGGUCUUCAAAGAGAGGAGCAAGUCCCUCACGCCAUAGUAUCUCGGAGUGGAGGAUGCAGAGCAUUGCCAGGGAUUCAGAUGACAGCUCAGAUGAUGAAUUCUUUGAUGCACAUGAGGACUUGUCUGACAAUGAGGAAAUGUUCCCGAAAGAAAUAACCAAAUGGAGUUCCAAUGAUCUGAUGGAUAAAAUUGAAACCCCCGAAUGUGAUGAUGUCCAGGGUGACUUGUAUCAUGAGACAUCAGCAGAGUACCACGUUGGCUCCAGUGUGGAGAGGCUCAGCAUCAUUGAAGAUGAAUCAGUGCAGCCAUUAAUGCAGCCAAGUAAAAUCCAUGUCCUCCUCUUAGUACUCCAUGGAGGGAACAUCCUAGACUCGGGAAGUGGUGAUCAGAGCUCUAAGCAAGGGGAUGUCAACACUAUCACGACUGUCUUUGACACUGUGAUGAGGGUACAUUACCCAGCUGCCCUUGGACACAUUGCCAUCAGGCUAGUCCCUUGCCCAGCCAUCUGCUCCGAAGCCUUUUCGCUGGUGUCCAGCCUCAGCCCAUAUAGUUAUGAUGAAGGCUGCCUGUCCAACAGCCAGGAUCACAUUCCCCUUGCUGCCCUCCCUCUGCUAGCAACAUCGUCACCUCAGUACCAAGAAGCAGUAGCCACAGUGAUCGUCAGAGCCAACCAGGCCUACAGCGAGUUCAUCAGAUCCCAGGAGGGAAUGUCAUUCAAUGGCCAGGUCUGCUUGGUUGGGGACUGUGUCGGAGGAAUUCUGGGAUUUGAUGCCUUAUGCUACAGCAAUCAAACUGUGUCUGAGAGCCAAAACAGCAGUCGAAGAGGGAGUGUUGUGAGUGUCCAGGAUACCGACCUGCUGUCUCCUGGAAUAACAGUGAACAACAGCUAUUGCUCCAGUGGCUCUAACCUGGAAGCCAGCAGACACCUCAGCAGGAGCAACAUUGAUAUUCCCCGUAGCAACGGAGAGGAUCCAAAGAAGCAGCUGCCACGAAAGAGGAGUGAUUCGUCAACCUACGAACUGGACACGAUAAAGCAGCAUCAGGCCUUCCUUUCAAGUUUACAUUCCAGUGUUCUGAGGAACGACCCGGGAUCCAGGCGAUCCAGUAGCUCCACUAUGCUGGAUGGAGGAAAUAUUGGAAAGUUUGAAUUUGAGAUCACUGACUUCUUCCUCUUCGGUUCUCCCCUGGGUCUGGUUCUUGCACUGCGAAAAACUGUCAUUCCAGCUCUUGACAUCUUUCAGCUCAGACCAGCUUGUCAGCAGGUCUAUAACCUGUUCCACCCUGCAGACCCAUCUGCUUCACGCCUCGAGCCUCUUCUGGAGAGGAAGUUCUACCUUUUGCCCCCCUUUAAUAUUCCCCGUUACCAGAGGUUCCCACUGGGUGAUGGCAAUUCUGCUGUUCUGGUUGAGACAAUCCAGAACAAUCCCAUCCUCCUCAUGGAAAGUAGCCCUCUGGGUGCUGCCCAGCACCAGGACAGCUUCAUGGAAACAAGUAUCCCCGUUCCCGUACUGAAUUGGCAAGAUGUUUCCAAUAAAAGUGCCGGUUUUGCUGAGUCAGAUGUUGUUCAGUCUCAUGGUGCCGUCUUCAUGGAAAGCGCGUCCCUGUCCACCCCCAUUUCAGCCCCUCAGUUCAGGGGCUUCCGGAGAGCCAGUGAGAUCAGCAUUGCCAGCCAGGUCUCAGGAAUGGCAGACAGUUACACUGCUUCCAACAUAGCCAACAAAACCAAACACCACCUUAACCAUUGUAGGGGGUUUAGCCUUCUGUCCCUACUCGCACUCCCUCACAAAUCCCCCACCCAAACCUCGUCCAAGAGACACAGGCAGCAUAAACACGAAGUCCUUUCAAAGGGAAGGAAACCCAAAGGGCCAUCGAGUCAGGAUGCAGACUGUGCUCUUCGGAUACCCGACAUGGACAUCAAGAAAGUUGCUGCCAAGUGGUGGGGAACCAAAAGGAUCGACUACGCUCUCUACUGUCCCGACGCUCUCACGGCUUUCCCUACGGUCGCCUUACCGCAUCUCUUCCACGCCAGCUACUGGGAGUCCACAGACGUCGUCUCCUUCCUGCUGAGACAGGUGAUGAGGCACGAGAACUCGAGUGUGUUGGAGCUGGAUGGGAAGGAGGUGUCCGUCUUCACCCCCUCCAAGCCCCGCGAGAAGUGGCUGCGCAAGAGGACACACGUGAAGCUGCGGAACGUCACAGCCAACCACAGGAUAAAUGACACCAUUGCUAAUGAAGAUGGGCCCCAGACCCUGACUGGAAGGUUUAUGUACGGUCCAUUAGAUAUGGUCACACUCACAGGAGAAAAGGUGGACAUUCACAUCAUGACCCAGCCACCAUCAGGAGAGUGGGUUUAUUUCGACACUGAGAUCAGCAACAGCAGUGGCAGAAUUUCUUAUGUCAUCCCUGAGAACCGGCGCCUGGGCAUUGGCGUGUACCCCGUCAAGAUGGUGGUCAGGGGUGACCACACAUACGCAGACAGCUACAUCACAGUUCUGCCAAAGGGGACAGAGUUUGUGGUGUUCAGCAUCGACGGUUCCUUUGCUGCCAGUGUAUCCAUCAUGGGCAGCGACCCCAAAGUCCGCGCCGGAGCAGUCGACGUUGUAAGGCACUGGCAAGACCUUGGCUACCUCAUUAUCUACGUCACGGGCCGCCCCGACAUGCAGAAGCAGAGGGUGGUAGCGUGGUUAGCACAGCACAACUUCCCCCAUGGGAUCGUCUCAUUCUGCGAUGGGCUCGUUCACGACCCACUGCGGCACAAGGCCAACUUCCUGAAAUCCCUCAUCACAGAUCUCCACAUGAGGAUCCAUGCGGCAUAUGGAUCCACCAAGGACAUCUCUGUGUACAGCUCCAUCAGCCUCCCGCCCACACACAUCUACAUUGUUGGCCGACCCACCAAGAAGCUGCAGAGCCAGUGUCAGUUCAUCACAGAGGGGUACGCGGCCCACCUGGCCCAGCUGGAGUACAACCACCGCUCGCGCCCCGCCAAGAACACCACGCGCAUGGCGCUGCGGAAGGGCAGCUUCGGGCUGCCCAGCCAGACUGAGUUCCUGCGCAAAAGGAACCACCUGCUGCGGACCAUCUCCUCGCAGCCCUCAGCAGCUGGAGGCAGCGCCGGCCACCGCCCUGAGCGCACCCAGAGCCAGUCCGACGGCGACAAGGAGAGGGACAGGGAACGCAGCCAAAGAAGUAUGAGCAUCGCCACGGGGUGCUGGGGCCGCAGCGCAGCGUCCCGCCUGGAGUCUGGCCUCCUGGGGCAGAAGUAGCCGAGCCAGAGCCAGCGACUGUCGGCUGCAGCCACGGGAGGAGAGAACAAAAGGAAAGAGGGAUGAGGCCGGCGUUAAUGUGGAAGGGUAAAUAUGGUGCUACUCUCAUAACAUCGUGGUAUUCUGGGAAGAGAUGGGAUGUUUCCCACGCAGAACGUGCAGGCCUUGCAAGCGGGAGCGUCAGGUUUGUGCGGCAUGAGCUCAAGGAACAGCUGGAAAUUGCAGGGGGGGGGGGGAAGUCUCCAGGUCGAGAUUGUGCUCUUUCCUGCCUCCUUCUCUUAUCCAGGUAUAGUGACUGUAAAUACGUGCCUCCUCACCUUUUAGCCAUCGCUCCGAUAUGUGUGACCGAGUGCUGUCCUCAGAGCCACAGAACAGGGGCUGAGGUUGGGGAAUUUGCUCAUGGCUGUCCCAGGAGCUGCCGGAGGGGCUCUGCGGGUGCAGGGGUGGGGUUGGGGUCAGUGAGCGCACUGCUUCUGUGGCACGGACAGCCCCAGGUGUGGGAUUUGGCAUGGGCUGUGCCAGGCAGAGCAACCAAGAGCUUCACGUUCAGCCACGUUCUCAAGGAGUAUGUGCAGUGGCAAAGCAGAAAGGUGUCGAUGCUGUUGGUAGGGGCAGAAUGUCGGCAGAUUCACGCCCAAGCAACUGGGGUCGAUACUACUAUUAUUUUUUAAAGAGACACUUUAGAAGCCGAUGGAAUUGAAUGCAUUGACCUCUGAAAAGAAGAAUACAAGCUAUACUGUUUGAGCUGUCACAAGCCUCAGACACUUCAUUUGCUGUUAAAUCUCCAAAUAUUAUGGCUAUAUAUUAUUUCCAAAACUAACCACCAUAUAUUUGCAAGCAGUUCUUCUCAUCCAAAUGCAGGGUCUGACUCUCUCAACACCCACCUCGGAGACAUUUUCUUCUUCCUGGGUUCUCUCCAAGUUCAGUAGCAGCUUCAGUGGGAACCAGACUCGCUUCUUUGACCUGUAGUUACUGAACUGUAAAACCUCAUUGUUUUUUGCACUGAUGAUUUUUAGAAUGGAAACCUGUUACCAUCUCAUGUAGCUACACCCAACUGUUCGUAGUGCAUGACAAUUAAAUAUUGCUACCAGGGUGUGUGUGUGUGUGUGUGUAUCUAUAUAUAUAGAUGUGCAUAUACGUAUGCACACACACACACAUACACACAUAUAUGUAUGUGUAUAUAUUUAAAGAAAAUAAUCCUGUGCAGAAGUUUUUCCAGCAGUAAGGAGACUGUAAGGAAGUGUGCCAACAGAGUCAGGCAAGCGUAAGAAAAGGCCAUAUCUUAAUUUUCCUGGUGUGUCUCUCAGUGAUGUGCCUGAGCUGGAGCCGGGGCUGUGCGUGGCAGAGGGAGCUGCCCGCUGUGCUGCAGGUGAGAACAGUGCCUGGUGUGGGGGCUCAGCAAAGAGCCCCGUGCCCCACCCAGGGGCCCGGCUCCCUCCUUGCACACACCUGGGGGGCCCAUUUACAGGCUCCAGUUGGCCUCUUCACGUGGAGAUUUUAUAGUCCUACUGAGCUCCCCGACUACGUGUAAGCCGGCUUUCCUCCACCACACCUUCCUGUAUUUAUAUCACUUUCUACUUCCGAUGAUCUUAUUUAUAACAAAAUUUUUUAGACUGGCUGCUUCAUUUUAUUAACUGUUUCAAUACGAAGCGCAGGACGGCCGCACUGAGACACGCAGCACUGUGAACACUGCUCUGCUCAUUGGCCCUGGGCCGUGGUAGGCAGAUCUCGCAUCAGGCACCUCAGACCUCGUGCUUUGGGUCGACCGAGGGACAGUGCUGAGCCGAGGCCGCUGCCCACACAGUGCAGCUCCCCGUCCUGCAGCCUGACUGCACACCGCAUAACCACUUCUCUUUGAUAGUUCUUCAAUUACAGAAUGUAUCUGAUGACUUUUAUUACCGAAAACUGACUUCCCUUUCUGUGGACUCAGCUGAGCUCCCUCUGAAUGUACAUCCGGAGCUUACUGGGUUUAAAACCAAUGUGAAUUGUCCCAGCUUUUUUGCUAGUCGAACGGUCGAUCAAACAGUUGCCAUCCGAGUAGGAAGCCAAGCCACAAUCCAUCCUGUGAAGUCACCAAACCACGUCACAAAAUAAUUUCUGCAAAUUUGGAUAUGGCCUUUGCAAAAUUCCUCUUUCCUCAAAGCCCACCACCGAGGCGAGGCGCAGUCUGUGCGUUUCCCAAUGCUGAUGAGAUGUUCACGUUUUCUUAUGUGUAGAUAGUGUAAAACAGAGGCGAAUGUACAUUUUCAACAUAAAAAGUGGAUAUGUAAAAUUGAAAGUUAUUUAUUUAUGUAGAGGAAGAAAUGGCUGGAGGGACUGGAGCCUUCAGGGUUUAUUAAUAUUUAAAAAUGUAGCUUUUUGUUUCAGGCAUUAUGUACAAAGCAAUUACUUCAUGGACCAACUUUAAUGUAACUGUCAAUGAAUGCAGAAGUGCAAUAUUAUACUCACCUCUCCAUCACUUCACGUUCCCAGCAGCUACUGACCAGUUAGACUGACAAUCAUAGCGCUCCGUCCUCACCCUUUGUUCAGCUUCUUGAAAUUCCGCAGAUCCUUUCCUUGCCCCCCAUCUGUUGCCAUUGUGCAAAUCCAACAUGGAGAAGCAAUUGUAGAGCAGGACCUUUAUUGCUGCAAUAAUACCAGAUGACGUGGGUGUAGUUACCAGGAAAUAUGCCAGUGAGUUUUCUCCACCACUUCAGUCCAUCAGAGUCUACAUCAGUCUAUCUUCAGCCACCCCCAUCUGGCACUCAUCUCUCUGAAGCAAAGAUCAACGUGCUACUCACUCAAAGAACAAUAGCAAUAGUUUAACUCUGUGUUUAUAACCUGUUUGUUCUGAGCUGUUUUGGAGAGCGAUGCAUGUGACUCAAUGCCUUUCCAUGCCUCUGGAAGAGGAUCCAUUUGGAUGCAGGGAGGGAAACACAAAUGUAUAUUCCAUCCGUACUAAAGGGGCACUGUCAGGUUAAAGACCUAAUUAUCUUUGUUACAAAUAACUCCUUUGCUUUGAAAUGAAAGACUACGAAGAGUUGCUUGGCCUCCUCCCUCUGGCUGUCUGGGCAGCCCUCAGCCCACGUUGUUCCCGCACUCACACAACACAGCACACCCUGCACAGGCUGCCUUAGGCUUUUUUUUUUUCCUUUUCUUUUCCUCUCUUUUUUUCAAUCGCUUCCAUCAGAAUCAGAUUCUGUCACGGAGCUCAGAUUUUUCUAACAAGCAGCUUUUUGUAUUCCCAGACAAUUGGGUCAGACUUUGUACCUGACGCUGUCCCUUUAAAAUCUUUUUUUUUUUUAAAAAAAAAAAAAAAAGCUCAUUCAUUCACUCAGUGUCAUUUUCCUGGGCUGCUCACUCCAUCAGACGAGGUGAAAUUCUCAUACCAAAAACGUUUACAGUGUCCGACCCGCGAGCCGAGCGCAGGAACCAGCCCACGGCUCCCCGCCACCGCCGCUCCGCCAGCAGCCGCCGUGCUUGCUGUAGCAGCCCCUUCUUCAGGUAUUGCCACUUUGCUGCAUUUCCUAUUAGUUCUAGAAGCCUUACGGUCCUUUUCCUGUCCUCAGCACCCUCUCUGCCUGUUGAUACCCUCGACUGUCAGUUUUAUAUUCAACGAUGUUAAUUAUAUUUUAUUUAUAAAAAAUUGCUCUGGGGGGUGACAGGUGGGUGCGUGGGGAACCACCAGAGGGCACAGCGCGGCGCUGCAUGUGCCCGUGUGUGCAGCGCCGUGCAGACGACUUGCUUGUGUGUGACAAACCUUCUGUACAACUUCCUUCUCCUCCUUGCUGUUAGUGCAUCGUCCCAAUGCCUGGGUGUGCUUUGUGUACAGUAUCAUUGUGAGUUACACAGAUUAAAGAAAUGGGAAGGCU